CCUAAUGACUCAUGUCUCUGCCAUCUUUUUUAUACACAUUCUAUUUCUUCCUUCUCUCUUUCUUUUUUCCUUCCUCUCUCUGUCUGUCUGAUAUUAUUUAAUCAUAAUGACCUCCAUCUCACCCGAUUCCCUCCCCCGCUUCACCUCCAUCGUCUCGACGGCCUUCUCCUCUGCGGCCUUUAUCACUGCCAAUCUUUCCGAGUGUCUUUCCAUCCCACCAUCACAAAUCACCCUCGCCCAUCUUCGUGAAUAUCUUGCUCCUGUGAUCGUCCGAUCAGCAGAGGACGGUGCUCUUCUUUUUCAGGCUGGGGACUGGUCUGCUGUCUCAUUAUGGCAGAGACACUCCACAACACCAACACCAACAACAACUAAACUUAACCCCCUUCGAGAAGAGUACAAAAGGAAGAUCGCAGCAGUAAAGAACAAAUAUCUACCGCCCACACCCUCAUUCUAUUAUUAUCUCGACUUUCUCGCCCGAAACCCAGACGCACCACGUACCCCGGGCGCCGUGUCCGCAGUGAUCGAAGCCGGGUUGGAGCGGGCAAGACGAGAAGACUGUCCUGCCUGGCUAGAAGCAGUAGAUCAGCAUGUCGUCAAGAUAUACGAGCAUUUCGGCUUCCGGCUUGUCGAGGAGGUGGUUGUCGGGGCUGGACGGUUUGAUGCGCGGGGGGGGUUAGAAGACGGGGGGUGUGGUGUUUCUUUGUAUGCGAUGAUAUGGUUGCCUUAGC
Messenger RNA from Penicilliopsis zonata CBS 506.65, 728 nucleotides. RefSeq lists its product as hypothetical. Lineage: Eukaryota; Fungi; Ascomycota; Eurotiomycetes; Eurotiales; Aspergillaceae. Bases 107 to 727 code for a protein of 206 amino acids. The record is from RefSeq and is a predicted model, not a curated record. The transcript has a single exon.